Macrosiphum euphorbiae (potato aphid) is the source of this 2391-nucleotide messenger RNA. The record is from the annotation of a GenBank genome assembly. Lineage: Eukaryota; Metazoa; Arthropoda; Insecta; Hemiptera; Aphididae.
AUGUCUAAAAUAACAACAUUUUUCUCGAAGACUGUGUCUACUACCGCUACUGUGUCAUCGUGUACGCCUGGUAGUAGUGAGACUGUUGAGAGUGACGAUAGUGUAAAUCUGAAAAGAUUACACAAUGCCGAAGAUGAUGUGCAACAUUUAAAUAAAAAAUUGAACACUGAGAUUAUAAAUGUUGAUAACUUAAUUACUAUGCCUAAUGACAUAUAUUUAUUUGUCAAUCGUUCCCUAAGUGACGAAGAGAAAAUUCUGGUUUUAAAAAAUGUCUGGAUUCCGGCAAAAAAUUUUGAUUUUCCUGUACAAAAUAAAUGUAUGAAAAAAAAAUUAAAAUUCCAAUAUUCAGGGCUAGAAAAAUAUUCAUGGUUGGUUUAUUCAAAAAAAGAUGAAGGGGCUUACUGUCGGCACUGUGUAGUGUUUUCCAAACAUGGAGGAGUUGGAAACCAAUUAUUGGGGCACCUUGUACUAACACCAUUUUGCAAUUAUAAAAAUGCCCUCAAAGCAUUUCAAGAUCAUGCAAAGACUUCCUACCAUGCAUCAUCUGUUUUAAAGUCCCAGAAUUUUUUAAAUAUUAUUGAUCACACACAGCCAUCAAUAAUUGAACGCAUAGAUACAAAUCGAUUGGCUCAAGUACAACAAAAUAGGAAAAGAUUAGUUCCUAUUAUUGAAUGCGUUUUGUUGUGUGGAAAGGAAGAAAUUCCUCUACGAGGCCAUCGAGACUUUGGGAAAAUAGUGAUUGAUGAUAUGAACUCAAGGGAGGGUAAAUUUCGUGCUAUUUUAAAGUAUAGAGCGAAAGGAGAUGAAUAUUUAAGAAACAUGUUAGAAGAUGGUGGUAAAAGAAAUAAAUAUACCAGUCCUAUAGUCCAAAAUCAAAUAAUUGAGGCUUGUAAUAAAAUUAUACUUAAAAAGAUAGUUGAUAGAGUAAAUUCAUCUAAAUGUUUCUCUAUAUUGGCCGACGAAACUACAGAUGUAGCCACUAAUGAACAACUAUCUUUAAGUGCACGUUAUGUGGAUGAUAAUGAUAUUUUGCACGAAGAUUUUCUUCAAUUUUUUGAAAUCAAUAGUUUGACUGGAUCAAAUUUAGCUUCGUCUAUAUUGAAUGGUUUAAAUAGCUGUGGUAUUGAGUGUGACUACUUGUAUGGACAAGGCUAUGAUGGAGCCAGUAAUAUGGCAGGGAAAUUUAAUGGGGUCCAAGCUGUGAUUAGAGCUACACAUCCAAAAGCACUUUAUGUGCAUUGUGCAGCACAUUCAUUUAAUUUAGCCGUAUGUACAUCAAGUAACAUACAAUCUGUUAGAAAUUGCUUAGGAAUAGUUGAGCGACUGUAUGUGUUUUUUAACACACCUAAAAGGAAAAAUGCAUUGAUCAAUGAAAUUGAAAAAAGCGACUCCAUACCUAAUUCAAAUGCUAGGACCCUUAAAAGACAAUGCGCAACAAGAUGGGUUCAAAAAUAUGAGUCAUUAAAUGACUUUGUUGAGUUAUUACCAUUUGUAGUAAAAACACUAGAAACAAUUUAUUCUACGUGGGGUGUGCCAUCUUCUAUUGAUGCUAAUGUUUUAUUAAAAAGUGUAUUGGAUUCUGAGUUUCUGGUUUCUUUAUAUGUUACAAAGAUAUUUUUUGCCUUUGGAUUGCCUUUGUGUAAACAACUACAGAAAGGACGGAUAGAUUUAAAAACUACUUUAAGUACUAUUGAAUUAUUAGUUAAUACUUUAAAAGAAAUGAGACAGGAUGCAGAAAAAGAAUUUCAUAUUUUAUAUGAGAAAUUAAAAAAUUUGGCAAAUGUUAUUGGCACAGAAAUAACCAAAAAACGCACAGCAAACAAACAAACAAAUAGAGCGAAUCCUCAAGUAUCCUCUGUAGAAGAUUAUUAUAGAGUGACAGUGUUUAUGCCAUUUAUUGACAAUUUUAUCAACCAACUUACAACUAGAUUUUUAAAUCAUAAAUCCGUUUUUGAAGGGUUUGAAUGUUUAUUUAGCUUAACAUUUACUGAUGCAGAAAAAAUAUCAUUUGAGAAUUUGGUUGAGUUUUAUUUACCACCAGUUGAACAUGAUAAUGCUUAUGUCGAAAUUAAAAUGUGGAAAUUAAAAAUAACAAGUCAAGAUGUAAACAUGAAAAGUGGGUUAGUGGCACUUUUGAGCUGCCCAAAGAUUGACUUUCCAAAUAUACACUUUUUAAUUAAAUUGUUUUGCACAUUACCGGUGUCAACAGCAACACCUGAAAGAUCUUUUUCAACCUUGAAAAGGUUGAAAACAUAUCUAAGAUCCACAAUGAACGAAACGAGGCUAAAUGGACUAGCUAUGAUGUCUAUUCAUCGGGACAUACAUCUAGAUGUUGAUGAAAUAAUUAAUGAAAUGUCAUUAAGUCCUAGAAAAUUGGAUUUUGUAAUAUAA